Mixia osmundae IAM 14324 is the source of this 645-nucleotide messenger RNA. RefSeq lists its product as uncharacterized. The record is from RefSeq and is a predicted model, not a curated record. The coding region runs from base 1 to 645 and encodes 214 amino acids. The transcript has 2 exons. Lineage: Eukaryota; Fungi; Basidiomycota; Mixiomycetes; Mixiales; Mixiaceae.
AUGCUCAGCAUUCAAUCCGACAAGAUGAGAGUAGCCACUGUCCUGAUCGCAAGCUUCAUCGGUCUCGCAGCUGCACAGACGGCGACCACAACAGGUGGCAAGACAGCAGAUAAGACGACAAAGAAGCCGCCUUCCGCUAAUGAUCUCAAUCUCGAUGCCGUGCCCGGUCAAGCGUCAUCGCUAGGUCAAUCUGCUGCAGUAUCUGCCAGCCCCACAAAUUCGACCGGCACCCUCUCGGGCGGCGCGACGACAUCGGGUGCGACUACUUCUCCCCCUGUAAAUGUCACGCCUCCCUCUACCGGCGCUGGCGCCGGAACAUCCACCGGUCUCUCGGCCAACGGUUCUCCUACGACGAGCAGUACAGGCACGUCAAGCAUGAGCGGUAUGUCCGGCAUGAGUGGCAUGUCGGGCAUGAGCGGUAUGACCGGUUCGACUGGCACGACGACUGCCAGCUCGGCCUCGCCACCUGCAGGCAAUGCACCACCGCCUGCGACGCCCAAUACUUCUACGGGCUCGCAGGCGAACAAGCCCAAAGGUAAGGCAUCGUCCAACACUGCGCAAAAGGGAGCUGCCUCGAAUGUGGCCAUCAGUCUCGGCCUCACUUCGCUCCUUGCGACAGCAGCUGGUGCAUCACUCCUGUUCUAG